This is a messenger RNA of Dicentrarchus labrax (European seabass), 4610 nucleotides long. RefSeq names its product jumonji domain containing 6, arginine demethylase and lysine hydroxylase (gene jmjd6). Gene Ontology annotation, molecular function: histone H4R3 demethylase activity; P-TEFb complex binding. The transcript is spliced from 6 exons. Gene Ontology annotation, cellular component: cytoplasm; nucleus. The record is from RefSeq and is a predicted model, not a curated record. Lineage: Eukaryota; Metazoa; Chordata; Actinopteri; Moronidae. Gene Ontology annotation, biological process: phagocytosis. The coding region runs from base 15 to 1223 and encodes 402 amino acids.
AGGCGGGAAGAGGAAUGAACCACAAGAGCAAGAAGAGGAUUAAAGAGGCGAAGCGGAGCGCCAGGCCCGAGCUGAAGGACUCCUUGGACUGGAUAAAACACGGCUACCAUGAGACCUUCGACCUGUCUCACCCCACCGUGAAGGACAACGUUGAGCGUGUGGACACCCUCCACCUCAGUCCUGAAGAGUUCAUCCGGCGCUUCGAGCGGCCUUACAAGCCGGUCGUCCUGCUCAACUGCCAGGAGAGCUGGCCCGCUCGGGAGAAAUGGACCAUGGAGCGCCUCAAACGCAAAUACCGCAACCAGAAAUUCAAGUGCGGGGAGGACAACGACGGGUACUCGGUGAAGAUGAAGAUGAAGUACUACAUCGAGUAUCUGGAGACCACCAGGGACGACAGCCCGCUCUACAUCUUCGACAGCAGCUACGGUGAACACGCCAAACGCCGGAAGCUGCUGGAGGACUACCAGGUGCCGCUCUUCUUCAGGGACGACCUGUUCCAGUUCGCAGGAGAGAAGCGCAGGCCGCCGUACAGGUGGUUCGUGAUGGGCCCGUCCCGCUCCGGCACCGGCAUCCACAUCGACCCGCUGGGCACCAGCGCCUGGAACGCCCUGGUUCAAGGGCACAAGAGGUGGUGUCUGUUCCCCACUAACACACCCCGCGAGCUGAUCAAGGUGACCAGAGAGGACGGGGGCAACCAGCAGGACGAGGCUAUCACCUGGUUCAACGUGGUUUAUCCACGAACGCAGCAGCCCAACUGGCCUCCAGAGUUCACGCCGCUGGAGAUCCUCCAGAAACCCGGGGAGACCGUCUUUGUGCCUGGCGGGUGGUGGCACGUAGUCCUCAACCUGGACACGACAAUCGCCGUCACUCAGAACUUUGCCAGCACAACCAACUUCCCCAUCGUGUGGCACAAAACAGUCCGCGGGCGACCCAAACUCUCCAGGAAGUGGUACCGUGUCUUGAAGCAGGAGAGACCUGAUCUGGCAGCUCUGGCAGACAAAGUGGACCUUCAGGAGUCGACGGGCAUCGCGUCCGACAGCUCCAGUGACUCCUCGUCAUCCUCCUCCAGCUCCUCCGACUCUGACUCCGACGCAGAGUCGGGCUCCGAGGGCGACGCCAUGUCCCACCGCAGGAAGAAGAGACGGACCUGCGCCAUGACGGCCAACGGGGACACCAGCAGCCAGGACGACUGCGUCAGCAAGGAGAGGAGCUCGUCGCGGUGACCUCCAGCCUCCGUCCAGCCUCCGGAGGCGACUCCUCCGCUCGCCAACGCAGACACGACCGCUUCUAGUCUAGUUUAGGUAAAGGGACGAGAUGGCGGCGGCCGGCGAGGAGCGAGUCGUAGUUUGAGGAGGAGGAUCUGCGGGGAGGGGGGGGGCGGGGGGGGUCUGCUGGAGACCUGCCACCACUGUGCUUUUCAACACCAAUCAGUAUGUUUGUCUGUAGCUUCUGUAGUGUGAGGACAUUAUAACCAGUAACGGACUGGUGAGGGGGAUUCUGGGAGCCCGGUGUGGGCUUUGAAAGUCUCUGAGCUGCUUUCUGAUGUGAGUUUGUGGAGAAAUGGGAGUAUUUGUAAAGGUUGUGACACAUUCAGCCACCAGAGUUUGGCCUUGUGCAGGUUUCUGUGCCGUCACAUCUGGAUCAGGAUCACUCGGACCUUCUAGUUUCACAGCUGGAAACCGGUUCAUAAAGACCAGAUCGCACCAGACAGACACAGAAUGACGGUUAACAACUCACGUCUCAGUCUCUCUGUUCUCCGUACCCCCCCCCCACUGUUCAGCUAACUGUUAGCUCGGCUGUUCACACAUGUAGCGCAAAUAUUUUAACCAAAUUUACACCAAAUCAGCAAAAGAAAAUGCAAAUGAAACCACGUUUCCAUCCACUGCUGCUGGUAAACAGUAGGUGGCGCUCAUUCUCCAGUCGGUGCCAUUAAACGAUCCCGGAGGACACGAAGAGACGAGCUCAAACUAAAAAAGGAUGCUCUCGGGCGUUGGCUCGGACGCUAACGGGGCAGUAAGUUCCCACAGUUCAUCUGUACAGCGCGACAAAUAUAUUUAUUAAAAUUUUAAGUGUGAGUUUUAUGCCCUCAAGAAGAUGGAACAAAAGUCAGUCCCGUGAUACAGUGAACUAAAAUAACACUAAAAGAUAUUUUUCUGCAUUAUUACUAUUUUUAUAUCUUCGCACAUCAGCCAAUACCGAUCAAUCAGUCUUAAAGACUUCCUUUAAUAUUAAAUAUCUAACUGUUUUUAUGCACAAGGAGUUAAUGGACACAUUUGUGUAUAUUUUCAGGGCCGAUGUGACGUUUAAAUAAUAAUUUUCAUCAGUAGCAGAUGUUUCUUUGUUAUUUAUUCUAGGGCAGCACGAUGUGGUAGAAACAUAAUUCUGUCAUAUUAUUGACGAUUAUGUGACAACGAUCGUCUUUGGAUCAAAACCUUCAACCCAAAGAAUUAAAAUCAUGAUGAUGUGAAAUGUUUUCUUAAACCUGGAUGAAGAUUUGUAGUCCAGAGUCUCUGCGGUUCAUUAUAAGAUGAUUAUUAGAUCAAUUUAUUCCCCUUCUGUGCAACGAGGAUAAGCCUCUCCGUCUUGGAGGAGGUAAAUAUCGGUCUGAUGGAUGUAAAACUAGAGGUCCGAGUCUUCUGUCCCCAAAACCAGAUGUUGCUCUGCAUCCGACUCUGGUGGCGUUUCUUUAAAAUGGCGUCCUCUGUCUGCCUCUGUGAUUGCUGGAGCUGAAGGCGUCACUUUAUUCACACACACACACACACACACACACACACACACACACACACACACACACACGUGAAAGCAUUUAACUGUGCCUGCUGUCGGUGUGUUAGACUGUAUGAAAUGCAGUCUUUGUGAGGAAGAGGAGGAGGAAGAUGCCAUAUGAGUGCAGACUGCCUGAGGUGCACGAGGCUUUCUAAAUGUUGUGAGGGUAGAGGGUACUACAUUUACCAGAAUGCACUGCUGCAGUGUUCUGGAUCUGGUUAAUUAGCAGCUGUGAGUUACUAAUCGGUGAUUAACUGUAGACGAGGCUGCUUGUUCACGUAAAUACAGACGUUUUUAUUAUUGAUUAACCUGGCAAUUAGAGCUGAAACCUUAUUGAUUAGUUGAUCGAUAGAAAAUUAAUCAGCAGCAGUUUUAUUAUUGAGAACUUUUAAAGCAAAUCUGUCCAGCUUUUGUUUGUUUUUACUUUGUGUGUCUUUGAUCUGAAUCAGUUUGGGAUUGUUUGUCGAACAAAACGAGACGUUUAAAGACGACAUGGCGACUUUUUACUGUUAUUGAUAUUUUACACUGAAGUUCCUGUGCUUUUAUCGCCGGAGCUCAGAUAAUUAAAAACAUUAUAAUCUGGUAAAAUAUCUACGUACCGUAAAAACUUCUAAUAAAUCAACAAGCUGGCGACCUAGACCAGGCCUCUAAUUGAGACCCCAGGCUAGUAAAGGAGACCUGCCUUUUGUUUUUGAAGUUUUACAUUUUUUAGGAGUAAAAUAAACACAAACAAUUAUAUAAAUGAAACCACUGGCUACGAUAAGCCGAUACUGCGCCAACUGACGCCUGGUCUGAGGAAUAAUCGGUCGUAACGCGGCGUUCCAAGCCUAACCUAAAAUUGAUACAUUUAUAAAUCACUGUAUUUUGACGUUUGAUGGAUUUUUUCGACGUGUCUUUUUUUAUUUGAUCCUCCGUAACAUUAACGCAAAUUACAAAUGAUUAAAUAUAAGUGAAUUAACGAAGAUACCGUGUUCUCGAUUUAAUGAAUCUUUACGUUUUUGAAACAAAAGAAAUUGUAUUUUCAAAAUUUUUCAUAAAACAAAAAACGGUUUAAUGUUUUCAAGCACCCGAAUAAUGAAAAUUAAAUAUACAAUUUUUUGUUUUUGUUUCUGAAACUCAAGGUUUUUCUAAAGAAGUCUGAACAACUAAGCCGACCCGGCUUAGUAAAGAUCAGUUGGUGCAUCCCUGAACACAGAUCAUAAUGUUACAGACAAUUUCUUUGAUUAUUUGUUAACAUCAUAAAAACAGUAAAAAAUGCAUCAUAACUUCAGGUGUGUUGUUCUGUCCGACCAGCAGCUCAACGAGAUUCACUUUACUGAUAUAAAGCAGAAAAUCCUCACGUUAGCGAAGCUGUAAAAUCAGAUAUUUGGUGUUUUUGCUCAACUUAAAUAAUGAAUCUGUUCUCUAAAUAGUUGCUGAUGAAACUUCUGCUCGUCUUUAAUAAAAAAGCGGAUCCUUUGAAAUCAGCUGUAAAGUGCUGCAGGCGACAUAAAGAGCUGUAAAUGUAUGCGGUCGAUGUGAAUCUGUUUGCUUUAGACUAAAGUGCCUAUAAAGACGUGUGCGUAGAGCGACUGACUGUCGGAGGUCGUGUUUCUGGGUUCGUAUCUGUCGUUAAAGGCACUGUGUUGGUCUGUGAGGUCGGUCACAUGGUGCCUUCCGUCUGCCUUUCGCCGAAGGUCUCGUCUCGUUUCACCUGAACCGAUCCGAGGUGAGCUUUAGGACGGAGGUCGAUCUCCAGGUUAAAUGUUGAAGUGAAUCAGAGGGAGAGUCUUCACACGCAGACUGAUCCUGAUGUGAUGAAUUUUGUUUUCUUGGUCAAUAAAAAACUUUUCUAUGACUCAAAA